Molecule: messenger RNA, 1643 nt
Organism: Mesocricetus auratus (golden hamster)
Lineage: Eukaryota; Metazoa; Chordata; Mammalia; Rodentia; Cricetidae
Gene: Alkbh2
Product: alkB homolog 2, alpha-ketoglutarate dependent dioxygenase
Exons: 4
Coding region: 907-1626 (239 amino acids)
Biological process (GO): DNA repair
Source: RefSeq, a predicted model, not a curated record
UGGGAAAAGCAACCAGGAACAGCAGACAGAGCAGGUAAGGGUUGUGUAGACAGGGGCAUUAAGUUGGUACCUAGGGUAGGAUUAUAUGGCAUGGUGUAAUUGCCUCCAUCUUGACUGUGGGGGGUCAGAAAAUGCUGUGGCUUUGUCAGAUGUGAAGGUUUAUACAUUGUCCCCCACAACAGGCUCUUGGACCCCCAGUGAGGGGACCCCAGGACUUUGCAGAACCUUUGGGAACAAACGUCAUCCUGCGGAGCGCAGAGGGGCCGAUAGGUGGCGCUGUGCCGGAAGUCCCGCGCGGACAGCAGAGGCGGAUGUGGCGCCGGAGCUGCGUGCAUCUGUACGGAGCCCUCGCGCGUGGCCCGUUCCCUCGGUCUCUCUGGUGGAGCGCUGCUAAGCUCCCGUGUCGGUCUCUUCCCCGCAGGAGAGAGACACCCUGCUUUUCUGGGUGGCUUUGGGCGAACCCGUGCCUCUCUGCGCAUGCGUCUUCCUACCGGUAGCGUUUUCCGCCGGAGCGAGCGCAUUCUGGAGGGGGCGGGCCCGGGGCUGCGUGCAUCUGUACGGAGCCCUUGCGCGUGGCCCCGUUCCCUCAGUCUCUCCGGUGGAGCGCUGCUAAGCUCCCGUAUCGGUCUCUUUCCCGCAGAACAGAGACACUCUGCUUUUAUGGGUGGUUUUGCGAGAACUCCGUGCCUCUCUGCGCAUGCGUCUUCCCACCGGUAGCGUUUUCAGCCGGAGCGAGCGCAUUCUGGAGGGGGCGGGCUCGGGGCUGCGUGCCUCGAACCCAGCGGCUGGGCGAUCGAGGCAGGAGGAUUGUGCACUGGAGACGUGUCUGUGGCACGCGGGUGGAGGACUGAGCCCGGGUCCCCCUUGCGUGACCACUCGCCUCCACGGCUGUGAAAGGGCGGCGGGAUGGAAAGGUUCCUGGUGAAGCCGGACCUGGACGACCUCAGAGCGGGAGGGGAGGAGCCAGCCCCAUUGGGAGGAGCCUCGGGUGGCCAGCCGAGCCCCAACUGGCAGCACCUUCGCGCUCAAGGUCUAAAUUGUGAUUACACUGUCCUGUUUGGCAAAGCCGAGGCAGAUGAAAUCUUCCGAGAGUUGGAGCAAGAAGUGGAGUAUUUUACCGGUGCACUGGCCAAGGUCCAGGUGUUUGGGAAGUGGCAUAGCGUUCCCAGGAAGCAGGCGACCUAUGGAGAUGCUGGACUGACAUACACGUUUUCUGGUCUUACACUGACACCAAAGCCCUGGAUUCCAGUUCUGGAGCGUGUUCGCGAUCGAGUCUGCAAGGUCACAGGGCAGAGCUUCAACUUUGUGCUCAUUAACAGGUACAAAGAUGGUUGCGACCACAUCGGAGAGCACAGAGACGAUGAGAGAGAACUGGCCCCUGGGAGUCCCAUCGCAUCUGUCUCCUUUGGGGCCUGCAGAGACUUCCUCUUCCGGCACAAAGACUCCCGAGGGAAGAGGCCCCGACGGACAGUGGAGGUAGUCAGGCUGCAGCUGGCCCACGGAAGCCUACUGAUGAUGAACCACCCCACCAACACGCAUUGGUACCACAGUCUCCCCAUCCGCAAGAAGGUCCUGGCUCCUCGGGUCAACUUGACUUUUCGGAAAAUAUUACCUACUAAGAAAUAAAAUGUUUAUUAUUUUUA